AUGCCGAAACGAGCAGCGAGUGCACAAAGCGACAACAGCGAAGGGCGACCAGAGCCAGUUCAGCCAAAGCUCCUCAGAGCCGUCGAAGCCAACGAUGUCCUCCGAGUCAAGACUGUGAUCGACGAAGUCCAUGGCAACAGACAAUGUAGCGAGGCCUUCCUCUCGAUUGGCCUCUUUCGCGCCUGCGACAAGAACUUUGUCGAUAUCGCUCGGUAUCUGCUGACGAGAGGAGCCGAUCCAAACUAUGUUUCCGGCAACAAGCCACCCAGUCUAUUGCGUGCGGCCGAGUACGGCCUUGUCGAGAUCGCAAAGGCUCUGACUGAUCACAACGUCGACCUGGAAUGUGGAGACAAGAAAGGCCGCACGGCCUUGAUGACUGCGGCAUGGAAGGGGCACCUCAACAUCGUGCAGCUGCUUGUCCAGCGAGGCGCAAAUAUCGACACUGUGGACCUCCGCAAACGCAAUGUCCUGCACAAUGUGGCUGCUGAUCGUGGUGACGAGCGAAGUUCUGAGAAUCGAGUUACCAGAGAGUCAGUGCACAAGCUGCUUUACGCUCGCGAUCCUCGAGAUCCUACAAAGCAUGCCAUCAGUACCAUGCCAAAGAACGUCAAAGCGACGAACUUCAGGUGGAUACAUCUACCUGUCAACAACAUUGCUUGGUGCGAGGCAUUACUCACGAAGCGGUUCAUCGAGGAGGGAGCAACCGAUAUCGAAGGGUACAAAGCUUUGGAGACGUCAUUCAAUCAUCAGCAUAGAGGCCAAAUGCACCACAGUCGUUUCAUGCGACCGAUGUGCCAGGUCAUACACCGCACAUCAGCAGAGCCAGAGGAGAAGACGCUGUCUGAGCAGUCUGGCCACCCUGCGAUCAUUGUCGAGGAACCGACUGCUCUGCCAGGAGUUCAUGGCACGCCGACAAAGGCAACAGAGAACGGCACGGCCAAAAAGCAUCGCAACAUGCGCAACAAGGACGCUCAGACAAUUGCUGGCGCUGAGCAGAAUGGCGAGAAUACUCAGCCGAAUGAGAUCGGUCAAGAGCAGACCUCAGCCGAUGUUGCCAUGGUAGAGCCAGCAAAAUCAGCGAAGCCAGCACGGAAGCCUGCCACCCCUACAAAGCGACAGGAUACCACGGCCAGCAUGACGCUAUCAGAAUCGUCUAUCACGUCGAAAGGCAGCAAGAAGCCUAAAUCUGCCGCAUCGAAGUCGCAGAAGAAGGACGGGCCACGUCCACACUCCAGAAACAGCAUCGACAAAGCGGCAUCAUCGCCGUCCAAGCGAGGAUUGCACGGCUCAUGCAACAUUUUCCUCUUCAUGCCAUAUCUCCAUUUCGAAACAGACAGUGGACGAAGAGCCAUGCAAUAUGCCAUGGAAGAUCCCGAGCGGCUACAAUAUCGAGUCCGAGCAGACGCAGAUGAGGUGCUCAUUCGUGCGCAUCUGACCAAAUCUAGCUCGUUUCUCCACGUCCGACGCACCCUUGACCAAUUCUUCUACCACAACAUCGACACGCAUACGAGAGACUGUGAUCAAGUAGUGUAUCGCUUCCAGAAGAAGCAUCGAGGUGAUGAGAACGUCGACCCAAAAGUCUUCAUGGUCGAUCAGCUCUGGAUGUGGGUUCUCGGUAAAGAUCUAGUGGUCACCAGCUUUCCACAACGCUGGCGACAGCCCAGGAAUGAUCCGCUGAAUGUGCUGGAGGGUAUCAUCGAGGACAUCAACAGCAAAACUCGCGAUCCCGUCCAGAAUGUUUACGAGCUCGCAAUGACAAUCUCUGGACGAUGCUUCGGCACAUUCGACAGACAUCGCAAGGGCGACACAGACUUUCAGUUCCUCGACAUGUUCGAGUCGUCCAUUGGCGCAGCUAUGGAUGGCGAAGCGAGCCUCUUCCAAGAUUUCUCCCAAGCUUCCCGACAGGCAUCCGAGUGGCUGCAAAGCCAUCAAAAGCUAGAGUCUCGUGCUCGACAACCUCAAUUCUUCGACAAGUUGCUGGACGUCGGCGCAGAAACCGACUUGCUCGCCGAAAUCAAAGACAUCCGCGACGAGCUGGACAUCAUCCGCAUGGUGCUUGAUCAUCAAGACAAUCUGCUUCCCGACCUGCGAGGUGCGAUCAGGACCAUCUACCUGGACGAAAGAUCCCAUACUCAACUCCGUAAAGUGGAGAAAGGUUUUGAAGAGCAAGAGAAGACGAUCAGCAAUCCGAUCAAGGAUAUCAAGCGGAUGGAUAAUCAAGCGCAUCGCAUUUACGAGUCUAUCCGUGAUCUGCUCGACUUGAAGCAGAAGCACGCCAACGCUUUCGAGGCGAGGUAUGCGCGUGAGCAAGCGACGGGUACGCAGCGGCAGGGUAGGACGAUUAUGGUGUUCACGAUCGUGACGGUUAUCUUCCUCCCCCUCUCCUUCGUCGCGGCCUUCUUCGCCAUCAACGUCAAGGAAUUUCCACACCCCUCAGGCGACGCCAAUCCCGCAGUCAUGGACCUCUCUUACGUCUCCGCCUGGAUCUUCGGUAUCGGACUCGCGAUCUCGAUCCCUUGUAUCGCCGUCGCGCUAUCGGUGGACGAGAUCAACGUAUUCAUCGAUGCUUGCAAGCGAACUCUCCGCGAAUUGAAGGACGAGCGCAAACGGAAACGUAUGGGCAAGGUGCCCGGAGAAGAAGGGGAGUUGACCGUCUUCGAGAAGAGUGUCAGUGUAUCGAGGAGUAUGCGACGAAGCGUGGAGGUCAAUUGGAACGAGGGAAUGAGAGCCAGGAGUCGGCCCCCAAGGAGGAGUGCUGAUCCCGGCUGGGAUGGUGCCUACAAUCGACGGAGGACGGAUUGGGACAUUGAACGAGGAGGCAGGAGAGCGUCCGACGACUGACAAUUGAGCAUUGAGUGAAUACGGGACAUGACAUGGGGUCGGCAGACGCAUGAUCCGCUCGGCUGUGCUGGCCGCGCGCGUCUUGUAGUUGCUUGGUAUUGCUUGCAGGACGUGCUGGAGAGACAUGCCGCGUACCUCUUGAGCACGUUUCUCUGAUUGCGGUGACCGCAUUGAGCAAGUUGUCGUGUGGUUGAGCUUUGGAGUUUACGUUAGGGAGGCUGGCUGGGUUAGUACGGCCGUAGUGGUCUGAGCUCUAGGCAGCACUUUAGGGAUUUUUGAGCAGAUAUCCAUGUCUUUGCCGAUGAUGGACGA
This is a messenger RNA of Zymoseptoria tritici IPO323, 3153 nucleotides long. RefSeq lists its product as uncharacterized. Gene Ontology annotation, biological process: transmembrane transport; metal ion transport. The coding region runs from base 1 to 2841 and encodes 946 amino acids. Lineage: Eukaryota; Fungi; Ascomycota; Dothideomycetes; Mycosphaerellales; Mycosphaerellaceae. Gene Ontology annotation, cellular component: membrane. The record is from RefSeq and is a predicted model, not a curated record. Gene Ontology annotation, molecular function: metal ion transmembrane transporter activity; protein binding. The transcript is spliced from 3 exons.